Molecule: messenger RNA, 1527 nt
Organism: Aureobasidium namibiae CBS 147.97
Lineage: Eukaryota; Fungi; Ascomycota; Dothideomycetes; Dothideales; Saccotheciaceae
Product: cytochrome P450
Exons: 2
Coding region: 1-1527 (508 amino acids)
Molecular function (GO): iron ion binding; monooxygenase activity; heme binding
Source: RefSeq, a predicted model, not a curated record
AUGGGAGUCAUCUUCCUAGCCGCGUGCGCCGCCGUCGCCCUCUGGAUCGCCCACGGCGCGUACAAGAUCUUAGUCUAUCCCAGAUUCAGUCCUUACCGCCAUCUGCCCUCGCCUGAUCAAGGCCCCAUAUGGAAGCGGCUGUUUACCGAGCCCGACACGUUCGACUUCCUCCGAUGGGCCGACCAAGUGCCCAACGACGGCCUGAUCCGCUACUUUGGCAUCCUCAACGAUGAGCGCCUGCACGUCACCAACACCCAGGGACUGGUGCAGCUGCUGCAGAAAGACACAUAUCUCUACAGGAAGGCCAGCGCUCAGGGUCAGCUCGUCAAGUUCCUUGCUGGCGACAAUGUCGUCGUCGCCGAAGGCAGCAAGCACAAGACUGUCCGCAAAGGACUGCAACCCGCCUUCAGUCCCGCUCGCAAGCCCCAUUGGUACCAGCUCUUUUCCACCACUGCCCUAGACCUGGUUCAAGCCAUCGACCACCAGAACACAUCGGGCAGCGACCAACCCGCCAUCAAUCUCAGCCGCAUGCUCAGCCAGAUGGGCCUUGACACGAUUGGGAAAGAUUGCGUCGGCACGGAAUUUGAUUCGCUCAGGUCGCCCAGAGGCGACAAGACGUUGGGCUACCUCAAGCUAUUCAACACCAGCGCCAACGCCCACCUGCUCGAGAUUAUCAUGCACCUGUUUCCCUUCUGGUUGCUCGAAGCUCUUCCCUUCAAGGCUGUCCAGUAUGCUCGCAACAUGACGGGUCGGGUGAAGGAGACUGUCCAGCAUGAGGCAGUCCAGGACAUGUCGGCCCAAGAUCAUGGACAAGAAAAGGAAGACAUGAACGACAAAAACAUGGUCGAUUGCAUGAGGCGCGAUCUGCUGUCGCCUGAGCAGGUUAUCAACAACGCUCUGACCAUGGUAACUGCUGGUCACGAAGAGAUUGGCACUGCUCUGACCUGGGUCGUCUACUUCCUGAUUCUCUAUCCCCAGGUCCAGACUCGACUCCGCCGCGACAUCACAUCAACCCUGGGCGACGCGAAUGACUGGAAGGACAAAUGCUUCACCGAGGACGACUUCAACAAGCUCCCCUACUUGCGCGCCGUCAUCAACGAAAGCCUGCGCCUCAGGCCCAACGUGCCCGUCAUCUGGCGCGAAUCCACAACUCCCUCCACCCUUCUCGACACUGCCAUCCCACACCGCGGAACCGUCAUCACAGCGUCGACUUGGGCAAUGAACAGGAACGCCGACGAAUGGGGUCCAAAUGCGACCGAUUUCAGCCCCGACCGUUGGCUGGACGAUGUCAAUGGAGGAGCAAAGUCGGCCUUUUCUUUCAUGACUUUCGGCCAAGGCCCUCGUAAGUGUAUUGGUGAAAUCUACGCCAGAACUCAGAUGGAAUGUGUCCUCGCUGCUUUGGUCGACAGCUUCGUCUUUUCCAGUGCCCUCAGACUCGACGACAUUGCCCCCAGUCAGGGAAUGAUCACAGUCAAGGUCUGGCAAGGCUUAAGAAUAUUCGCUCAGCCCGUCGAGCGAGCACCAUAG